Molecule: messenger RNA, 1866 nt
Organism: Rosa chinensis
Lineage: Eukaryota; Viridiplantae; Streptophyta; Magnoliopsida; Rosales; Rosaceae
Product: autophagy-related protein 18a-like
Exons: 4
Coding region: 27-1175 (382 amino acids)
Biological process (GO): protein localization to phagophore assembly site; protein lipidation; nucleophagy
Cellular component (GO): cytosol; phagophore assembly site membrane; extrinsic component of membrane
Molecular function (GO): phosphatidylinositol-3-phosphate binding; phosphatidylinositol-3,5-bisphosphate binding; protein binding
Source: RefSeq, a predicted model, not a curated record
ACCGAAGAAUCUGAAACCGCGAAACCAUGGCCACCGUCUCCUCCCCUCCUUUUCAGUUUCCGGUUCCCAAACUCGACCCCGAACCCGACGACUCCGACCCCGACCCGACCCGACUCCCCACCAUCUUCAACCUCUCCUUCAACCAGGACCACGCCUGCUUCGCCGUCGGCACCGACUUCGGCUUCCGCGUCUACAAGUGCGACCCCUUCGUCAUCACCAUCCGCCGCGACUUCUUCACAGGCGGCGGCUUCGGAUUGGUCCGGAUACUCAACACGUCCCAAAUCUUCGCCAUAGUCGGAGGCGGACCCGACCCGGUCUACCCGGCCAACAGGGUCAUGAUCUGGGACGACCACAAGUCCCUCCCCAUCCACGACAGGUCGUUUCGCUCUGAGGUCAGGGGGCUCAAGCUCCGGAGCGAUCGACUCGUCGUCGUUUUGAACCAGAAGAUCGUCGUCCACAGCUUCCCUAAUUCGAAGCCUCUGCACGAGAUUUUGACCGCGGAGAACCCUAAGGGGCUGUGCGAGGUGUCGCAGAGUCCGGGUCCGAUGGUGCUGGCGUGUCCGGGGCUCCAUAAAGGUCAAAUUCGGGUCGAGAAUUACGCUUUGAAGCGGACCAAGUUCAUAAUGGCCCACGAUUCCAGUCUCGCCUGCUUUGGGCUCACUCCGGACGGCCGGUAUUUGGCUACGGCGAGCAGCAAAGGGACUCUAGUUAGAGUUUUCAGUACUUCGGAUGGUACAUUACUCCAAGAGGUCAGGAGAGGAGCAGACAGAGCAGAGAUUUACAGUCUUGCUUUCUCUUGUACUGGCCAAUGGCUAGCUGUGUCUAGUGACAAGGGAACUGUGCAUGUUUUCAGUGUAAAGGUUGGUUCAGGAUCCAUGGAAAAGGAUAGAUCACGCGGUACAUCAGAAGGCGGUGUUCCUAAUCCAUCAGGCAUUUCAUCUCUGUCUUUCAUCAAAGGUGUGCUGCCAAGGUAUUUCAGCUCAGAAUGGUCGGUGGCCAAAUUUCACUUGCAGGAAGGUCUGCAGCAUAUUGUUGCCUUUGGCAAGCGGAAGAACACCAUCAUGAUUGUUGGCAUGGAUGGAAGCUUCUAUCGAUGCCAAUUUGACCCUGUGAAUGGAGGAGAAAUGACGCAGCUUGAAUAUCAUAACUUCUUGAAGCCAGAAGAAACUUUCUAAAUUCUGUAAAGACGAGGAUUUUUAUAGUAUCCCUGGUAAUAUUAAGGUGUUAUAUUUUGGGUUAAAUACUGUUUACUCCCUAUACUUAUAGGAUUUCAUCGUUUCAGUCCCUGACUUUCGAAUUUCACCUUAAAAGUCCUUGAACUCCCAAUUUCCUCCCAAUUAGUCUCUGUCAUCAAGCAUCCGUCAAAAACUCCAUUAUCUUCCCUUAAAAAGUCUAUUAUACCCUCAAUUAUUUAAAAAAAAAAUUAUCUUCUUCUCUUUUUUUAUUUUUAUUUUUGUACUUCUUAUUCUUCUGGCUCUCUUACCUCCUUCUAUUCAUCUCCUCAUCAAGAUGGUUCCAAUCCACACACCUUCAAGAGGUGAAAUGAAAAAAAGAAAUAAAAGAGAGAGAAAAAAUAAAUUUAAAAAAAAAAAAGUAAGUGAGGGCAUAAUAGAUAUUUUGGCAAUUUUAACAGAAAAUUUUGACGGCAGGGACCAAUUUGGAGGAAAUUAAGAGUUCAGAGACUUUUUAGGUGAAAUUCGAAUGUCAGAAACUGAAACGAUAAAAUCCUAUGAGUAUAGGGAGUAAACAGUAUUUAAUCCUUAUAUUUUCUUUAAUUCUUUAGGUGACCAAAAAUACAUUGUAAAUAUCUGUGGAGUUAAAAUUACUGUACAUAAAUUACAGUUUCUGGUGCCUUCAUUAGUUACA